Molecule: messenger RNA, 2377 nt
Organism: Paramuricea clavata
Lineage: Eukaryota; Metazoa; Cnidaria; Anthozoa; Malacalcyonacea; Plexauridae
Source: the annotation of a GenBank genome assembly
UAUAAGGCAGUAAAAUAGUUGAAUUUGAGUGCAAAUCCAUGUCAUGCCAGGUGAUUCGUUGAUCUUGUCUAACUGUGUUUGAAGGUAUUGAUAUAACGUUUGUUCUGGUCUGGUGAAUACUUCACUGAUUUAAAAAAUGUCAGCGAUAGUAAGCGGUGUUCUGAAACUUACAUUAGGCGUUUUAGCGAAGAAGAUUCGCAGUCGAAUUGCGACAAGUUUGAAAGAUGGCGAUGUCAUGAACGAAAUAUGUCGAGGGUGGAUCCUUAGAGAGCUUGACGAUAUCAAGAACAGGUUAGAUGGUUUGUCGAGAAAAGAUUUAAAGAGUAGUUUUUGUUUCCUACAAGAAGGAGUCACUGCACUAUCUGAGUCCCUACGCCCUUUGGAUUCGAACGAGGCUACAAUAGAAUCGGCCGACCAAGCGACUUUAGUUGAAACUGCGUCAUCCGGAAACACUGGUCCUGAUUCUCCUAUCAACGAAGCUGUUGCUCUUAUAGGUGUUAUUGAGUCGUCAAAAAUACGUUACCCCAAACGGUUUGAGCAGGCGGUAGAAUUGCUCAAACGUGCGCGUGAAAAAGCCACCGAUGCAUUUUCCAACGAUUCGUUGCCGAUUGAAGAUCGGAUUCAAGCGUCGCAGAUCAGAAUGAUGGCGAGGAUUUUGGAAUGUUUGGACAAUCCAGACGCAAGCGUAAGCGAUUGCAUGCAGUACCUUAAACAGCUUCAUAAUAUCGGAGAUAUUCAAGGAAUAUUUUCUGUUCUAAUUGGCGGAGGAGUCAGGUCGCCGUUCAAAAAAACAAAGCGACUUAACAAUGCCUUGUCGGUUCAUGUCAUGAAUCAAAUCUUGUUUGAUUUUGCCAAGAAAUUCACAAAAUUGCCAAAGAACAUUUUUGAAUGGCCCAUGAUUUUGUUUGGUAAAAUCCGCUACCACCCUUUACAUGGACACUAUCUCCUUAAUGAAAAACUUAGCGAGUCGACAGAUGUGCAAGUUAUGUCAGUGAAUCCAGAUUUUACAUUUGGCGAAGAUAUUCACUAUGAGAUUUCUGUGGUAAAUAGCAAAGGAGAGAUUAUUGCCCUGGCGCGCAGUGACCGUACUUUCAAGAUCUUUAAACCUGUAGGAGAAAGCCGCACUCUAUGCGAAAUUCCCAGAGACGACCAUACGUCAAAUUAUUUUGUAACUGCGAUAGAUAUCGAUGCUCAGGAUAACAUAUACGUCAUCACUGCAUCCCAAGAAGGCUGUGAUCGAUCACGGAGUUUUAAGUUGUUUAUGUUUGAUGAGAAUGGAAUUAAAAAAUUUGAGUCUCCGUUACCUUUUCUUCAAAGCAAGUUUGGCCUAGUGCGCAUGGCAAUAAACACGGACGGAAAAAUUGCUAUUUUAAACUGCAGAAACAAAACCGUGUAUAUCGGAAACGUGUGUGUUGAGGUGAAUUCGUUUAAGGUCGACAAUAGUUUUCAUCUGAACAAAUUGCAGGGUCAUCCGGUAGGUUUAAGAUUUCACUCAGAUUUGGAUGGAACAAAAAUCAUCGCUGCAGACUCGGCUACCCUUUUCAUUUGUACAGAAAACGGGAAGUUAGAACAUAAAAUUAAGAUAGACCAAAAAAUUCGUUCAUUUGUAAUAAAUGAUCAUGACGUCACAAAGCGUUUUCUGGUCAAACCACCCCAUGAUCCAUCAGGCUGUAGUGUGUUGAGAUUCUCAGAAACUGGAAAACUAGAAGACAGUUUAUGGUUGGGAUCUACAAAAUGGAUUACAGAUGCUGAGCUAACGUCUCACCCGAAUGGUCGGGUUGCUUUAGUUGGUAAAACAGGAGCAACUCUUCUGUGAGAAAAUCACCAACAUGGCCAAAAAGUUAAGAAUGCAACAUUAUAUUCCUUGGACCAACAUACACUCCUUGGACGGUAGUAUAGAGUCAAACAUGUAUAUAAGUGCUACCCUUUGAACUUUAGAAACGGACUGCAUUAGGGCUCGUUUUUCUUCUUCUGAUGAAUGUGAAAGGGUGGAUAAGUUGUACAUGUUCUGAGUAUAUGCGGCCACAUUUGAACAUUAAUGACCCAUCCACUCGUUCACAUCCAUCAGAAGAGAUAAUUGAAGCUAAAAUCGCAACAAAUAUUGCAAUUGUAAACAUGGCUUAAGGUAUUGGCAAUAGAUUUUUGAGUCGAUUUUAUGCGAAAGAACUGUUAAAUCUCUAAUAAACAGUUAUUGAACGAGGUUUUUGUGAUGCUAGAAUCAUCAAGGUCAAGGUAAGCGUUAUCAGUCGAACCAAAGACGAGAUUUAUAACACUUACAGAGAUCUUGAUAAUUGUAAUAUUAAUCUUAACUGUAAUAUUAUCAUUAAUAACUCUUUCGACAAACAAUGAUUUUGGUCCUCAAAAAAGCAGUCAAAAC